Molecule: messenger RNA, 1080 nt
Organism: Rhinocladiella mackenziei CBS 650.93
Lineage: Eukaryota; Fungi; Ascomycota; Eurotiomycetes; Chaetothyriales; Herpotrichiellaceae
Exons: 1
Coding region: 1-1080 (359 amino acids)
Source: RefSeq, a predicted model, not a curated record
AUGACAACAACAACUCAUCCAGAGUACAAUGAGAAUACUGAAGCCUUGGACGUUGCGAAAGCAUUUCCGGAAGCCAUUCGAGGCAAAGCGAUCAUCGUCACGGGGGUCAACCGGAAGGGCAUUGGCUUCACUACCGCACAGGCUUUUGCCUCACAAUCUCCUGUACAUCUGAUCGUGGCAGGCCGUGACAUGUCCAAACUCCAAGAAUGCAUCGAUGAGCUCAACCAGCAAUGGCCGAACGUGGACUAUCGCUCGCUAAAGCUGGAUCUCUCUAGUCAGAAAGCCGUCCGCACUGCUGCUAAUGAGGUUCUCUCGUGGAACGAUGUGCCCUUCAUCAACAUCCUAGUGAACAAUGCUGGCGUAGCGAAUAUCCCCAAACACACGAUCAAUGAUGAUGGGAUUGAACUGCAUCUCGCGACAAACCAUAUCGGACACUUUUUGUUCACCAACCUCGUCAUGCCAAAACUCCUCAAGGCAGCGGAGACCAGCCCUAAAGGAGUAACGCGUGUGGUCAAUGUCAGCUCUGGCGCGGCCGAAAUAGGCGGUAUCAGAUGGAGUGACAUCAACUUUGAAAAAAUUUCCACGGAUCUGCCUGAGGUGGAACGCCCGAACUACAAGGUGCUCGAAGCCUGGGGAAUCCAUGAUGGGCCCAACAUGGCAUACAUCCCAUUGAUGGGAUAUGCGCAAAGCAAGGCGGCGAAUGUGCUUUUUGGCAUCGGACUCACCAAACGAUUGUAUGACACCCACGGCAUAUUGAGUGUUGGCGUUCAUCCGGGAGUAAUCGCGACAGAGCUGUCGAGGUAUGCAACGAAAGAAGAGAUGGAUGCAAUCAAGGCGAGAGCCCAGAAGGGGGAGUUUAACUACAAAACGUCCGGUGCAGGAGCGUCGACGGGCUUGGUUGCUGCCACAGACCCCAAGCUAGGCGUUAGCGAGACCAAAGAUGGGAUCGAGGGAUGGGGAGCGUACCUCAAGAAUUGUCAGAUCUCUCACGACGCCCAUGCUCGAGCGAAAUCGGCCGACGAGGCUGAAAAGCUCUGGAAACUAUCAGAGGAGCUUGUAAAGGAGAAAUUUUCUUGGUGA